Messenger RNA from Ectocarpus siliculosus, 1904 nucleotides. The record is from the annotation of a GenBank genome assembly. NCBI's taxonomy places the organism in Eukaryota, Phaeophyceae, Ectocarpales, Ectocarpaceae.
CGUUGUGGUUGAUGACUCGUGACCGCCGGAAGACUGUCGGUGCGGUACUUGUCGUGCUCGUCUGGGGUCGCACAGGUGUUCUUUCUAUGCUGGUAAGCUUGGCAGCGCGAAGCGUCUGGCUCUCUUCCUCUCGUGCGGCUGUUGCAGCGCAUCAUCAGCAGUCACACCGCUGCUCAGCGCGAGCAGUUGCGUGGGCGCCUGGGAGUCAGUGCCACGCCACUUGGAGACGAGGAAGGCAAGCUUGUUCAAUGUCGACGACGUCGAGAGUUAUUCCGUCGGCGUCAGAAGACCUUCAACAAAGGGACAGUACCGGCAAUGCGUCUUGCGAAGACGGAGUUACCCCCGCUGGCGAACGGGCCACCACUGCUACCGCGGUGUUGGGGCGCGUGGUGCCUGCCGAGGAGCCGUGGCUAACGGAAGCCGGAGCUCGGCUUCGUUCGGGCAAGCUGGUAGCGUUUCCCACAGAAACCGUGUACGGGUUGGGUGCUAAUGCUCUCUCAGAGGACGCCGUGCUCAAGAUAUUCCAGGCCAAGCAACGGCCGCUGACGGACCCGCUAAUCGUGCACGUUCCCGACACGGCGGGCGCCCUUGCCGUGGUAGACUUCGAGGUUGAGGGGGGCGGAGGGCAAAAAGCGCGGCGGCUCUUGGACCUUCUUGGCGAGAAGUUGUGGCCUGGCCCACUAACGCUAAUCGCCAAGGCCGACAAGAAGGUGCCGCCGUGCAUCACGGCCGGUACGGGCUUCGUGGGUGUUCGCUGCCCCGCGCAUCCCGUAACACGGCAGCUUUUGUCAAUUGCCGGCGUGCCCGUGGCGGCCCCAAGCGCAAACCGAUUCGGCCACGUCAGCCCCACCCAGGCAAUGCACGUGAUGGAAGACUUGGGGGGAAGCGAUAUCCUCGUCUUGGAUGGCGACACCUCCGGGGCUUGUGGUGUGGGCAUCGAGUCCACCGUCGCCAAGAUUGACGCCGCCAACGACCGAAUUUUGAUACUGAGGAUGGGCGGCGUUACCCAGGAUCGAAUACGAGACGCGCUGAAGGAGGGCGGGGAAGAGUUUUCGGGGAUAAGCGUGUACGCGGGUUCGGUUGCGGGAGGGAAAACGGAAGCGAAGGGUGAAGAGGAGAGAGAACGGGAGGCGCGAGGGUCUUUGAAGGAUGAGCCUGCGAAGGACGAAGGGCAAGCACCAGGGUUGAUGAGACAGCUGUGCGCGAUAUCGGAUGCCACCACAGGGCAGCUCCUGCGGCAUUAUUCGCCAGACCUGGAGGUUUUCCGGGUGUUGGGAGCAACGCCCGGCAGCACCAGCGGCCGCAUGGUUGGGGGUGGAGAGCUUGCCGAUCUUGCGAGCAUGGCGAGGACAAGCGUUGUCGUUGACUUUGCCGGGCAGCUCAAGGGGUUGCAAGCAUCCGCUGUGGCGUACUCCGAUCUGUCUAUCGAAGGCAGUGCAGAUGAGGCUGCGAAAGGGCUGUUUCGGGCUCUCAGAUGGGCAGAAACACAGCCAUCGGCGCAGCGACUUCUCAUCGCCGGUCUCCCGAGCAAAAGCAACGGCGACAUGGCGGCUGCCGUCAACGAUCGUAUUUAUCGCUCCGCAUCUGGGAAAACCAUCUCCGUGGAGUAAGCACAGUCUACGAAACCCAACCCUUCAGCGCUCCAGUGGGGCAGCUCCAAAGAAGCGCAUGAUUCACGAUAUGGGACUGUUGUUCAUGUGGACAGUGUACCCCCACCGUUACAAUUAAGUCCAUCAACAGCACCAUUGGAAUGGGCGGGACUCCAGCUGUAUCCGGGGUAGGGCUGCACUAUUCGGGUACGUAUCGGUGAAGUUGCACAUGCUCAUGGUGUAACCAUGGCUUGCUUGCGUAGAUGCGAGGGUAGUGAGAGUGUUAAAGCAACCAAAGGUCGAAGGCCACGGGGC